This is a messenger RNA of Drosophila eugracilis, 1852 nucleotides long. Its product is annotated as myb-like protein AA. NCBI's taxonomy places the organism in Eukaryota, Metazoa, Arthropoda, Insecta, Diptera, Drosophilidae. The transcript has 2 exons. The record is from RefSeq and is a predicted model, not a curated record. The coding region runs from base 79 to 1728 and encodes 549 amino acids.
GUAAGUGACCUAUGUCCCGGCUAGUAUAAAUAUCCAGGGAAUACUCUGGAUAGGCACAGUUCAACUGAAACCCUCAUCAUGCAAUUUCUACGACUUCUGGUUCUUCUUGGCCUUCUACUGACUACUCAGGGCAGAGUGGUAGAGGAUAGUAAGACUCCGGUGGUUGCCUCUUCACCUGAACAAACGAAAACCGUGGAAGUUAAACAGGAAGAUACUAAGGAGACCCAGAAAGACCAGCCUCAGCUCAGUACUUCGGUCAAUUCUCAGGAUCCUCCGGCCAACCCGUCUUCUGAAGGAAUCAAACCAGUAGAAUCGAAGCAGGAAGUUGCUACAGAAAACCAAGAGCCACAAUCUCAGGAGCCCAACUCCGUCAGUGCUCAAGUUGUUCAGGAAACCCAGCCCCAGCUAGUUAGCUUCAUCAGUGCCAAGCCCGUAGAGAAUGUCCCAGCCGUGACCAAAGAACAGCAGGAAACCCAAGCCCAUCUGAGUAACGUCAUCAACCCAUCUGCUACCAUCGGGGAGAAGCAACCCACUUCUAAUGACAUACCCAAGGAUCAGGAACUUCCCAAAGAAGAAGAGAGCCAUCCGGAAGCCCAUGGCCGCGACAAUCAGAUCCGCUUUAUAUACGAACAGCCCGGCCAAAACCAAAAUCAAUACCAAAACCAGUACCCGCAGAUAACUGUUCAAGAUCUGGACAAGAUCUUUAAGUAUCAGGAAGUCCAAGUGCUUAACGGAUCUCAGGCCUCCAACCAAUAUCAGAACUACUUCAACAAGUUCCAAUCGUACCCAAAGGUGGAAUACGUUUCCACUGUGAAUACCUCGGACUCGAAUGUGACCAACCACAUCCACAACCACACCCACUACUAUCCCAACCAGAAGAAGCCCGGAUUCCCCUUCCCCUUCCUGCCCAAUCCGUUCGAGAAACAGGAGCAGCAACCCAUUUAUGUUAACCUUAAUCAAACUACCAACUCCACGGGUAAUGUGACUUAUCACACCCACAUCCACGAAGAGACCAAGCCGUUUCCCUUCCUGCCCAAUCCAUUCACUGACUUCCCUAAGGUUGUGGGUCUCAGCUUGGUUCUCCUUCCUAAUCCCUUCUACGUUAAUAAGAACCCGGAGCAGGUUCAGGUGGUGAAUCAGACUGCUGGAGGCCAGGAGACCGUGGAGUACCAGUACUUUGGAAAGUUCCGAGCCUUUUCUGAGGACUCACAGAAGCAGCAGCAGCAGCAACAGCAGCAGCAUCAGCAGCAGCCUCAAAAGCCCAAUUUCUACCUGAUCCCUAAUCCUCUGGCUAAUCAGGUUUCCGGAGAUGGUCAAAAGGGAGAUGCCAAUGUACUGCUGCCUGUAAACCUGGCUGCUCUUCCUCUCCUGGUUCCGGCUCAAGAAUUUAGUCAUGCCAAGUCUUCUUCUUCUUCGGGUAGCAUCAGUAUUAAUGAUCUGAUCAAGGCCACCAAUGUUCAUGUAAGCCAGCCCAUUAAGGUGUUUGCCAACAGUGGUCUGAGCCAAGUCCAGAAGGAGCAGGCUGCCAUCCAGCAGCUGAUUCUAAGCCAUCUCAGCGAGCAACAGAAACUGUUCCAGAAGCAAUCUUUGGCGGGUGGUAAGCGAUCCCAGUCAGCUGAGCCAGCUGCUGUCCAGGGGGAAGAAGAGAGCUCCGUUCUGUUUGCCGUGGAGAUUCCCAAGUCCAUUUACCGCUUCUUCAAGGGCAUCUUUGGUGGUUUCUCCAACUGAUAAUCCUGAAAAAGAUCCUGACCGAAAAAACAACUAAGAACAAUGGAAAGAACUAAGAACAAAUCGAUAUUUUUAGAUAAUUAACUAUUCAUUUUUAACAGAAAUAAAGUAGAUUGCAUACCAA